AUGGCGCAGCCAUUAGACAGAGUUGGCCAUGGACUGGCAAAAGUGCUUGGGAUCAAGCUUGACUAUCGCAACCCCACCGGCGCAGAUCUAACCCGAGGCGAAUCAACCUUCUCCACAUCUACCGCAGAUACCUUCGUUGAAGACGAACCAACCGCCUACGAAUGGAUCAGCAAGAUCACGCCUACGGGCCGUACGCUCACUAAUUGGCUGUGGAACCUUUUCCCCUUCAUUCAUUGGAUUGGGAGAUAUAACCUGCAAUGGCUCGCAGGAGAUAUGGUCGCUGGAAUUACUGUCGGUGCCGUUGUGGUGCCUCAGUCGAUGGCAUAUGCCAAGCUAGCUUCGCUUCCACCUCAGUUCGGUCUUUAUUCGUCCUUCAUGGGCGUUCUGAUCUAUUGGUUCUUCGCCACUUCAAAGGAUAUUACCAUCGGCGUGAGUGAAGGCGCGAUAAAGCUGGUCUACUGGAAAGCUAACAUUCAACAGCCGGUCGCUGUCAUGUCGACCAUCACGGGUCAUGUGGUUGACAAAGUCGCAAAGGAACACCCAGACAUUGAAGGUCACGUAGUUGCGUCGGCUCUUGCUAUCAUCUGCGGCGCCAUCAUUUGUUUCAUUGGUCUCGUCCGAUGUGGUUGGAUUGUCGACUUCAUUUCAUUGGCUGCGAUAUCGGCAUUCAUGACAGGAUCUGCCCUCAACAUUGCGGUCGGGCAAGUACCUGCUCUGAUGGGCAUUACAGGCUUUGACAAUCGAGCAUCAACGUACAAAGUAGUCAUCAACAUACUGAAACACCUUGGAAGGUCGAAGAAAGAUGCUGCGAUUGGCUUGACUGCAUUGACGAUGCUGUAUCUCAUUAGAACCGCAUUCGUCAUUCUACUUUACACCCUGAUCAGUUACCUUGUCAACAGACACCACCGGAAGACAAAGCAAAAUCGGUUUAAGAUUCUCGGAAAGGUUCCUCGAGGAUUCAAAGACGCUGCCGUGCCGACGAUCGACGCUGGAAUCAUCAAAACGUUUGCGAGCGAAUUGCCGGCUUCUGUUAUUGUUCUCCUGAUUGAACAUAUUGCUAUUGCAAAGUCCUUCGGUCGAGUCAACAAUUACAUUAUCGAUCCUUCUCAAGAGAUGGUGGCCAUUGGAGUCACUAAUUUGCUUGGGCCUUUCCUGGGGGCAUAUCCGGCUACUGGAUCUUUCUCUCGCACAGCGAUCAAAUCUAAGGCUGGUGUGCGCACACCUUUCGCAGGUGUCAUUACUGCCGUGGUGGUCCUUCUUGCUAUCUACGCACUACCCGCAGUCUUCUUCUACAUUCCUAAUGCAGCCCUGUCUGCAGUCAUUAUUCACGCCGUCAUCAUAUUCUUCGCCGGCGUCAUCGUCACGGUCUUUACCAGUAUUGAGAAUGGUAUCUAUGUGACCAUAGCUGUCUCUGCAGGAGUGCUCCUUUUCCGUGUGGUUAAGGCUAACGGCCGAUUCGUGGGCCGAGUCAAGGUCCAUUCAGUUCUUGGUGACCACUUAGUUGAUGACGAGGGCAGACCUACGACUGGCGCUGGUCAAUACGGCGCUCUUGGGUCUAGUGAUAAUGAAAAGGGAGCCCGCAAUAUCUUCUUACCAGCUGAUCACAACGAUGGCUCUAACCCAGAGAUUGAGGUUGAGAAACCGUACCCAGGUAUUUUCAUCUACCGUUUCUCUGAAGGCUUCAACUACCCAAAUGCCAAUCAUUAUCUCGAUUACAUGGUCCACGUCAUCUUUAAAGAAACGCGCCGAACGAAUCCCAACGCUUAUCCGAGACCAGGUGAUCGCCCUUGGAAUGACCCAGGUCCAAGAAAGGGCCAACCUCUUAUCACGAACGAACACCUUCCAACCCUCCAAGCAAUCAUCCUCGACUUCUCCUCCGUUAACAACGUCGACAUAACAUCCGUCCAACACUUGAUUGACGUUCGUAAUCAACUUGACCGAUACGCCGCACCAGAAAAGGUAGACUGGCACAUCGCCUGCAUCAACAACCGCUGGACGAAACGUGCCCUCGCCAGCGCGGGCUUCGGCUACCCGACCCCUCAGACCCCCGAAUCUGGCAUCUCAGAGCGCUGGAAGCCUAUCUUCUCCGUCGCAGAGAUUGGCGGGCACGAUAGCGCCGCGGCGGCCGCCGAGUACAUUGAGAAGACGCGCCAAAAGAGCGUCGCUGAUAUUGAGGCUGGAAAAGGCGAUAAGGAGGGCAUUACGUCUGCGACGAAAGAAGAUGCGUCAAGCUCAGGAAGCGAUCUUGGCAAGACGCUUAGCAAGAGCAAAGCGUACAAGAACAGCAGUGGCAAGGUGGCGGUGGUGCAUAGUAUCAAUCGCCCAUUGUUCCAUAUUGACUUGACGAGUGCGCUGCAGAGUGCGGUUGCGAAUGUGGAGGCACGGCAGCAGGAGAGGCAGGCCACGAAGAAGGGAGUUGGGACAGAGUAUGAGUAA
Bacidia gigantensis is the source of this 2436-nucleotide messenger RNA. RefSeq lists its product as uncharacterized. The transcript is spliced from 5 exons. The record is from RefSeq and is a predicted model, not a curated record. Bases 1 to 2436 code for a protein of 811 amino acids. Gene Ontology annotation, cellular component: membrane. NCBI's taxonomy places the organism in Eukaryota, Fungi, Ascomycota, Lecanoromycetes, Lecanorales, Ramalinaceae. Gene Ontology annotation, biological process: transmembrane transport. Gene Ontology annotation, molecular function: secondary active sulfate transmembrane transporter activity.